Molecule: messenger RNA, 894 nt
Organism: Penicillium taxi
Lineage: Eukaryota; Fungi; Ascomycota; Eurotiomycetes; Eurotiales; Aspergillaceae
Product: IST3 family RNA-binding protein
Exons: 2
Coding region: 1-894 (297 amino acids)
Biological process (GO): mRNA splicing, via spliceosome
Cellular component (GO): catalytic step 2 spliceosome; U2 snRNP; precatalytic spliceosome
Molecular function (GO): RNA binding
Source: RefSeq, a predicted model, not a curated record
AUGAAUGCCAUUCGCCAAGUCCAGGCUCUCAAUAAAAAAGAGCUAGAACAUGCCAUACCACCUGAAGCAUCAUGGCAUGCAGACUACCGCGAUACAGCAUACAUUUACAUCGGAGGACUUCCAUUUGAUCUUACCGAGGGUGAUAUUGUGACAAUAUUCUCACAGUAUGGAGAGCCAGUGCAUAUCAAUCUGGCUCGCGACAAGGAAACAGGAAAGAGUCGAGGCUUCGCGUUUCUUAAAUAUGAGGACCAGCGCAGCACCGAUCUCGCAGUGGAUAACCUUGGCGGUGCAACAAUACUUGGUCGUAUGCUACGAGUCGAUCAUACGCGAUACAAAAAACGCGAUGACGAGGAGGAGGACAACAAUGUUGCAAAGCUGAUGGGCGACGCGGUUAUUGACGAGCGCAAAGAAGAGAGAGGCGGUGAUCGACGGACAGGCGAUGCCGACAGACAAGAGCUGCGGCCUAUUCUUAAAGAAGAGAGAGAACUCCAGGAGCUCAUCCAGAAUCACGACGAAGAGGAUCCUAUGAAAGAGUUCCUUGUUGAGGAAAAGAAGGAAGAGGUUGCCCGUGCGAUUGAGAAAUACCAAAGAGAAACCAAAUCAACUAGGCGACGAAAUCACAGCAGAGAAAGAUCUAGCCGACACCAUCGCCGGCAUCGUUCUUCGGAUCGGGAUAGAAAAUCUAGGCGUCGGUCAAUAGAUCGAAGCGAGAGAUCUCGAAGAGACCGUACUCCAGAAAGGUCCGAAAGAUCUCGAAGAGACUAUUCCCCGGACAGAUCUGAGAGACCACAAAGAGACCAUACUCCGGAAAGAUCUGAGAGAUCGAGAAGAGAUAGAACAUCAAAAUCUCAUUCGCCUGGACCUUGGAAGCAUACCAGAGAUCGAAGAGACUGA